Molecule: messenger RNA, 2421 nt
Organism: Pelodiscus sinensis (Chinese soft-shelled turtle)
Lineage: Eukaryota; Metazoa; Chordata; Testudines; Trionychidae
Gene: ST7
Product: suppression of tumorigenicity 7
Source: RefSeq, a predicted model, not a curated record
UUCCCAUUUGAAUUGCUCUGCUCUAUUCAAGCCCCCUCUGAGCCUCUGGUUAACAGCAGUCAGUCUUUGCAGUGUCCUGACGUCAUCCAGUGUAUGCAUAAGCUAUGCUAUUGUCUUACUGAGAGCAGGGGCUGUGGAUUGCAGUAUCUGGUGUCUGCUACCUAUUUCUGCCUCACUGCAUCACAGAAGGGACACUGACCUUCCCUUACCUCUUGGAUUUAAAACAGCAGCUCCUGACUUUUGCUUCCUGAAAAAGACCUUUGCUUUGGUUGCAAGGAAAAGCUGUCUGCAGUGUGAAGCUUAAGAAGAGAAUCUGGCAGAUUGGAUAGCUUGGACUGCAUUGUCUGGCUUCAUGACCCCUGCUGUGUAGCAGUCUCAUCCUUCUCUUACACACUCCCUCUAUCUUUCACUCAUUUUCCCUUUUUCCUUCUUUAAUAGCAGCAUCUGGGGCCAGCCAUGUUUGGCACUGAAUCUUCAUUGAGUAUGUUUUUGAACACAUUAACCCCCAAGUUCUAUGUUGCCCUGACAGGCACGUCUUCAUUAAUCUCAGGUCUUAUUUUGAUAUUUGAGUGGUGGUAUUUUCGCAAGUAUGGGACAUCAUUCAUUGAGCAGGUCUCCGUGAGUCACUUGCGCCCUCUGCUGGGUGGGGUGGACAAUAACUCCCCCAACAACUCUAACACAAGCAAUGGGGACUCUGAUUCAAAUCGACAGAGUGUUUCAGAAUGCAAAGUGUGGCGAAAUCCAUUAAACCUAUUUAGAGGAGCUGAGUAUAACAGGUAUAUGUGGGUGACAGGAAGAGAACCUUUGACCUACUAUGAUAUGAAUCUUUCAGCGCAGGAUCAUCAAACGUUCUUUACAUGUGACACAGAUCAUUUACGGCCUGCAGAUGCCAUAAUGCAAAAAGCCUGGCGAGAGAGAAACCCGCAAGCCAGAAUUUCUGCAGCACAUGAAGCCUUGGAGUUGAACGAGUGUGCCACUGCUUAUAUUCUCUUGGCUGAAGAGGAAGCAACAACUAUUGUGGAGGCAGAGAAGCUGUUUAAGCAGGCUCUGAAAGCAGGAGAGGGCUGUUACAGGCGUAGCCAGCAGUUACAGCAUCAUGGGACUCAGUAUGAAGCCCAACACAGACGGGAUACCAAUGUGUUGGUAUACAUUAAACGGAGGCUGGCAAUGUGUGCAAGGAAGCUGGGAAGGACCAGGGAAGCUGUAAAAAUGAUGAGAGAUUUAAUGAAGGAGUUUCCUCUGCUCAGCAUGUUCAACAUCCAUGAAAACCUGCUAGAAGCUCUGUUGGAGUUACAAGCCUAUGCAGAUGUUCAGGCAGUUUUAGCAAAAUAUGAUGAUAUAAGCUUACCAAAAUCAGCAACGAUAUGCUACACAGCUGCACUGCUCAAAGCCAGAGCUGUCUCUGACAAAUUUUCUCCAGAGGCUGCCUCAAGGCGAGGGCUGAGUACAGCAGAAAUGAAUGCAGUAGAAGCUAUUCACAGAGCAGUAGAAUUUAAUCCACAUGUGCCAAAAUAUCUACUAGAGAUGAAAAGCUUAAUACUGCCCCCUGAACAUAUUCUGAAGAGAGGAGACAGUGAAGCAAUAGCAUAUGCUUUCUUUCAUCUUCAGCACUGGAAAAGGGUAGAGGGGGCACUGAAUCUCUUACAUUGUACGUGGGAAGGCACUUUCAGAAUGAUCCCCUAUCCUUUGGAAAAAGGGCACCUUUUUUACCCAUACCCCAUCUGUACAGAAACAGCAGACAGAGAACUACUUCCAUCAUUUCAUGAAGUUUCAGUUUAUCCCAAGAAAGAGCUUCCUUUCUUUAUACUCUUCACGGCGGGAUUAUGUUCCUUCACAGCUAUGCUAGCCCUCCUGACACAUCAGUUCCCAGAGCUUAUGGGGGUCUUUGCAAAAGCUUUUCUCAGCACUCUCUUCGCCCCUUUAAAUUUUGUGAUGGAAAAAGUGGAAAGUAUCCUGCCCUCCAGUCUGUGGCACCAACUGACGAGGAUCUGAGGAAAUACACAAUACUGAUUGACUGCCAUGAUGACAUCUUCUGUGACAACUUUUUGUUGACCGCAAGAAAGCAUGAUAAAAAAGGGAAGCAGUUCUAAGACUUUAAAACUCUUCAUGGAUUGUCUGUUCUUAUAUAAAAACUGUUUUGUUGUACAAAAUACAUUGCUGUUAGGUUUUAUCAUAUUUUGCUUUCAGAAAAGAAAAAGAUCUUAAAAUAAACUUUUGUGUAUUGCAAGGGGGGGAUUUGUUUAUUUGUUUUUUGCUAUUACUUCAUGUCCCUGAAAAUCCAUGAUGCACCUAUUUCAGCUCAAAUGCAGCUUGACUUUCUGUUGAAAUAAUGAAACAGUACUAGCUACUUUUUGAAAGCUAUGCUAUCACUGUCUUCUCCUAUAGGGUAUGUCCACACAGCAGAGAUUUUGAAAUAACAGC